Molecule: messenger RNA, 1023 nt
Organism: Parascedosporium putredinis
Lineage: Eukaryota; Fungi; Ascomycota; Sordariomycetes; Microascales; Microascaceae
Source: the annotation of a GenBank genome assembly
AUGCCUUCGGAUACGCUAAAAUCUCUCGUCAUCGGGGCCCCUCCGCCCCUCGACCCCGCGUGGGUAGAGUACGAGCAGGCCCACUUAACGCCAGCCGCACCCAAGAAGAAGACGUACGAGGCUCCGACGGCGGUAGAGAGGCAGCGGACCUACGCCCAGGAGUGCCGGGCUCUGCACGCCCGCAUGAUGGGUCCUGAAGCCCGGGACCACGAGCUUUCCAAGGGGAUCGUGAAGACGCGGCUGACCACCACGUCGACCAAGGACGGCGCGACGAUCCCCCUCCUCGCUUACACGCGUGAGGAGGAUGCCGAGAAGGACCCGGACGUGGUCAUCAUCUACUUCCACGGAGGUGGGCUGUGGGUAGGCGAGGUUGACAGCGAAGAGCUCUCGUGCCGCAGGCUAGCGCUGGCGGGCAACCACGCCGUGUACUCGGUCGGCUACCGGCUGAUGCCCGAGUACCUUGCCAGCGUGUGCGUGUCCGAUGCCUAUGAUGGGUUCGAAACCGUCCGCAAGCGUGUGGGGAGCAAGCCGAAGCUCGUGCUCGUGGGCUCCUCGAGCGGCGGCCAGCUCGCCGCGCACGUGUCGCAGAUGGCGCCCGCCGGCUCCGUGGACGGGGUGCUCCUGCGGUCGCCCGUCACCAGCGACGUGUUCAGCGGGCGCGAGUACGUCCCCGAGCGGUUGCGCGCCUAUCACACCAGCGCCUCGCCAGCCUUCAUCACCGCCCUGGGCGGCUACAUGAAGAGGGCGAUCCCGCGCGACGGCCUCGCGAGGAUGCCCCUCGAAGCCGAUCCAGCUAGCCUCCGGGGACUCCCCAGGACGUGGAUCCAGGUCUGCACCAACGACACCCUCUACUCGGACGGUGUUUGCUACGCCAUAGCCCUCGAGGAGGCUGGCGUCGACGUCGACGUUUGCGUCGUCUCCGGCUGGCCGCACACGUUUUGGCUGCCCGUCCCGUCGCUGGACAGGGCUCUCGAGGCGGAACUGGAAAUGGUGGAGGGGCUGCAGUGGGUGCUAGCUGGGUAG